AUGAGCGGAUCGCGGCUGCUCUCUGCCGCGUCCUAUGUGGGCAGCUCAUUGGCCAUGACUUCUCUCACGAAGUACGCCGCCUCGGCGUGGCGGUUUCCAGGCUCGAGCUUGUUGCUGCUCAUCGAGUGCUGGGCCACGGUGCUAGCCCUCGGCGCCUUUCGAGCCUACUACCCACUGAGCUGGCCCAUCUUGCGGCACAUGCCGCUGGUCACCGUCACCAAGGCGGUGAAUAUGUAUCUCAGCUUUCUGGCCAUGAGGCGAACCAGCCUUCCCGUGUACAACGUGCUGAAGCGCUUGCAGCCGGUGUAUGCCAUGGGACAGGACUGGCUCAUCCGUGGCAGCCUCCCAAGCACCGGAGAGUUUGCCAGCGUGAUUCUCAUUGCCACUGGUACUAUUGUGACUGGCUUGGGCGAUCUCGAUUUUGAUGUCGGCGGCUACGCUCUUGCCUUACUGGCAGCAGGGUGCCAGUCUCUAUACCUGGUUCUGGCACGACAUGCUCAGGACAGUGGCAAGUUGUCCUCAAUGGAUCUUGUCUUCUAUACCGCGUUUUACAACUCCGUGCUUUUCAUUCCACUAUCCAUGUUGGAGUUGUCUGCCGUACUGGCAUUUCUUGAUAGCCCAGGCGAGGUUAGCAACUUCUUCCAGUUCUUGACUCCAUAUGUCAUGCUGGGUGCAUUGCUGAACUAUGCCACUUUCUGGUGUACGGCAGAGACUUCUCCGCUGGCUACAGCUGUGGCAGGGACCCUGAAAGGCGUGCUGUCCUCUUUGGCGGGCAUGCUUCUUUUCGGAGCGCACCUCACACCCAUUGGCUGGAUGGGGCUGAUUGGUAGCACGAUUGGCGGAUUCCUGUAUUCAGCCAGCAGGGAGCUCAUCCGUGCAACGUCCGCGCCCAGUUUCCAAGCGGCAGCUGCCUGCAACUUCAGGCCCCGUUGGGAUGUCCCCGCCAUGGCGCUGGAUGAGGCUGUGACCAGCCAGGAGCAGGCGGCAGAGGAGGUGAAAAGGUCCCUGCUACCAUCUUACUGGAGGCCGAAGGAUCCUGCCUUGGAUUGGCCCGCACCGGGAUUCUUGCAUCCCACCACAGGCUUCUCCAGGACUGAUGGAGGGGGGCCCUGGCCAAACUGA
Effrenium voratum is the source of this 1122-nucleotide messenger RNA. Lineage: Eukaryota; Dinophyceae; Suessiales; Symbiodiniaceae. The record is from the annotation of a GenBank genome assembly.